AUGGAUACCUCUGGCUCUGCACCACCAUUAAGGAUUCAAAAUGACCAUGAAGACAGAGAGCAGAAUCUCAUCUGCCAAGAAGAACCUUCCAGUUCCAGAGGUGGCUGGGGUGCUGCUAUUUUCAUAAUCUUUGUUGAGGUGGCAGAGAGAUUUGCUUACUAUGGUAUGGCUGGUAACCUCAUCACAUACCUCACAAAUGAACUCCAUGAGCCAGUCCCCAUGGCUGCAAAAAAUGUCAAUACUUGGGUUGGAGUGUCAUCUCUCCUCCCAAUACUUGGAGCCUUCAUAGCUGAUGCGUUUCUUGGUAGAUUCAACACCAUCCUUGUCUCCUCCAUCAUUUAUUUACUGGCAAUGGUAUUGCUAACCAUAACAGUUUCGGUAAUUCCUCUGCAUUAUCAGAAGGCAAUGUUCUUUGUAGCACUUUACAUGUUGUCAGUUGGACUAGCUGGGCACAAACCAUGUGUGCAAACCUUUGCAGCAGACCAGUUUCGUGAAGACUCACCGGAGGAGAAAAAGGCGAAGAGCUCAUUCUUCAACUGGUGGUACUUGGGGAUCACAAUUGGUGCCUCUGCUGCCAUUUUAGUAGUCAUAUAUGUGCAGGAUAAUGUUGGAUGGGCGGCAGGGUUUGGCAUAUUGACAGGGGCAAUAGCG
This is a messenger RNA of Prunus avium (sweet cherry), 651 nucleotides long. NCBI's taxonomy places the organism in Eukaryota, Viridiplantae, Streptophyta, Magnoliopsida, Rosales, Rosaceae. The record is from RefSeq and is a predicted model, not a curated record.